UUUCAGUACGGCGUCGCAGCACCGAAGUGCAGUUUUUGGAGUGUGUACAUAUAAAUGGCGGCUGACGCAAAAUGGUAUUUCACAAAGGAACAACUAGCGAUGUCGCCGAGCCGAAGAUGCGGUAUCGACGCCGAUAAAGAACUGAGUUACAGACAGCAGGCCGCAAAUCUCAUCCAGGAUAUGGGACAACGGCUCUCUGUUACGCAACUAUGCAUCAAUACAGCCAUCGUGUACAUGCAUCGAUUCUAUGUAUUCCACUCGCUAACACAGUUCCCCAGGAACAAGAUAGCGGCGGCAGCCCUCUUUCUGGCGGCGAAGACAGAGGAGCAGCCGCGGAAAUUGGAACAUGUCAUCAGAUGCGCACACGUGUGUCUUCACAGAGAAGGGUCAACUCUUGACAUGAAGUCGGAUCAAUAUUUGGAGCAGGCUAAUGAGCUGGUGUCAAAUGAAAGUGCCCUCCUUAUGACUCUGGGCUUCGAACUUGCCAUUGACCACCCUCAUACUCACGUUGUUAGGUGUUGUCACCUAGUAAAAGGUGAGUCUUUUGGUGUCGAAGUUGAUCAAGCGAACAAGGACUUAGCCCAGACUUCGUACUUCAUGGCAUCUAACAGUUUACACUUGACGACAAUGUGUCUUCAAUACCGGCCCACUGUUGUUGCCUGUUUCUGUAUUCAUCUUACUUGCAAGUGGUCAAAUUGGGAGAUUCCGCAGAGUAAUGAAGGAAAACAUUGGUUCUGGUACAUCGACAAAACUGUGACGAUGGAAAUCUUGCAAAAGUUGACGGCUGAAUUUCUACACGUAUUCGACAAGUGUCCCUCGAGACUCAAAAAGAAGAUUAAAAGCAUGAAUGAUCACCAAAGUCCGAACAUGGGUCAUCCCAUUUCAAACUCACCUUUCGAGACCGAACCUCGUAAGAUACAAUCGCCAGCGCCCGAUGGAGGUCCAACCUUUCAGUCGAAUCGGCCUCACCACCCAGUAAAACACGAACACCCAAUUAAACACGAGCAUCAGGUAAAACACGAGGAAAAGAAACCUUCGAUGCCAGCUCGGUCCUCCAUGGACGUUCGUGACUAUCGGGAAAAGAAGGAACGAGAGCGACUCGAUCGAGAAAAACAGAAUACAGCUGGGUCCUCGAGCGGACCAAGCAGUCUUCCUGAUCUCAACAAACAUCAUUCGCACCAUCAUAAACCAGUUCCUGGACCCAUUCCGCACAAGCAACCUCCAAACUCUAAUCAGAAAUCAGCACUUCACCAUAAUCACCACCACAGGCCAGAUAUGAAAAUGAGUCAGUCGAUUCCUCAAAGACACUCAAGCAGUCAACCCAGGGAACCAAAUCGAGAUCCAAGUCGUGACCCGAAUCGAGAUCCGAAUCGUGAUCCGAGUCGAGAUCCAAGUCGCGACCCGAAUCGUGAUCCGAACAGACAACGAGCUCCUCGAGAUUUUAACUCUAGUGGAACAAGUGGAUCCUCGAUGUAUCCUCACCAUAAUAUUUCGCAAAAGGAGACGAUAGACGCUUCUCAACCCGAUCCUUCUGCGAGACUUGACUCUGGAUUGCCUCAAGAGUCAGCUGUUCAUCCCAAUGUUCAAGACAGGAUGAGCAACAAUAACCACAAUGUACAUAGAAUAAGCUCACAUGAUAAAAGGUACGACCCGAGACAUAAUAAAGUACCAGAACAUCGAAAAGAGGAUCAAAAAGCCUAUCCGGAAUAUCGUGACAUGUCUCGAGUUGAUCGCCAGAGGAAGCCCGAUUCUCUGGAGCAGAGGAGUGAAGAGGUUCGGAAGCUUAUCGAGAAGCCACUGCCGCCCCCGAAACCUAAAGCUGAGGUCCAGAGGGAGGAUUAUAUUGCCCAUAUACUGAAACAGUCGCAUCAUUCCAAACAUAACCAGUCGGACAAGCUGCAGGGGAAUUCCGGACAAAGUUUGUCGAUUCCGGCCUCACCGCAGGUCCAGCAAAAGUCCUUGCCCAAACCUAUGUCGCAUCAACACUCGAGUCAUGGGAUGCAGCAGUUUGUAAAAGAGUCGGUCAAGAAUGGAAGUUCACACUCGGCGGUUCCUGUUAGCAACGAGGAAGUCAAGGUGGAAAAGAGGCCAAGACAUGAGGAGGAUAGGAGUCUGGUUCAGCAGCAAAAUGCGAUGCCAGUUAAACCCAAGUCGCUUUUCAGCCCAGAGAAAACACAGCGAGAGACGCCUCGAGAAUCUCACCAGCGGUCCAAGUCUCGGCAGAAGACACCACCUUCGGCUAAAGCUCCUAAGCAAUCUCCUCUCGAUAUGUCGGCUACUCUCAUAUCACCAUUCUCGAGCCCAUCAGGUUUGCAGCAACAGGAUAUGGUCAAGCGGCAUCCGGCCGAUGCCGCAAAUUCAUCUCACAAGCGACACCGGGGCUUGAAUGAAUUAGAUCAAUCUGCGUCCUCCAAAGACGUCCUCUCCUCCAUCUUCAAAUCAACGAACAGCAUACCUGAGCUGCUUCAACCAAUCGCGGAUAAUCCUAACAGAAGCGCUUCUUUCCUGCACGACACAAAGAUUAGCGAACUCAUGAAACCCUUUGAACCAGAGCCCACACUGGCAUAUCGGGCGUCUCAUGGUCCUCUCACCAACGGCGUUGAAAGCAGAAUACCAAGACAAGACUUUCCCGAAGCACAGGAAUUCCCUAAAACUCAAGACUUUUCAAAAUCUUCUCAAGACUUUUUCAAGAAUGCUCAGGAGUUCUCCAAGAUUCAGGACUUUCCUAAACACAUGCUUCAAUUUCCAAGAGUCGAGUUACACAGGAUUCCCGACAUUCCGAAAAGUUCUAGUUCUAGCGUGGCCUCGAAAAGCACUCCCGUCUUUCCGAAGAAUCCUCCAGACUACGUGACUCAAGAACUCCAGGAAUUCCUUGUGACACAAGACCCUAUCGUUUUUUCGAAGCAAGAGCUGAAUGACCUCACUGAACCAAUUCCAGAAGUCAAAAACGAGAUUAAAUCCGAACCACUUGAGGAUUUCUCUCACAACAAGAUAAAAGCCGAGCCCCUCGAAGACAUCUCUCGCAUCAAGGUCAAAUCCGAACCCCUUGAGGAAUUCUCUCGCACCAAGUCCGCUCAGAGCAUCAGCGCCUUACUUCAGGAACCCUUGGCUACCAUGCCUUCUCUCCUUCAGCAGUUCACCCAGCCUCCAAAGCCUACUCAAGAGUUCCCACCGACCUUGACCCCAAUUCUGCCGCCCGAGAUAGCAACACCAGAGCCAUUUGUCUCCACAGUCGACAUGGGCGCGCUUUCGGGUUCCACAAUUGACUCCACUCUUUCUGCGGUGAGCAUACCAAUUCUACCAAUCGCUGUUGAGGAGAAAAAGAGCGAGCACCACAAGAGCGAGAAGAAAAAGAAGGAGAAGAAACAUAAACACAAGGACAAGGACAAGAGCAAGGAGAAGCACAAACACAAGCACAAGGAUAAAGAUAAGGAACGACAUCGUGACAAGGAGAGGAAAAAGGCGGAGCAGGGGGAGAACGUUCCCACAGAGCCGAUCAAGAUCACUAUUCCCAAGGACAAGAUCAACUUGAGUAGUGAAUCUCUAGGUUCUGGUGAGAAGCUCAAGUCCCCGCCUGGCAAAAUUAAGAUCAAGAUCGCCAAAGAGAGACUUAAGGUCGCAGAGGCAAUUUCUGCCUCGCCGAUUCCACCUGUUCAGGGUCCACUCAAGAUCAAGAUUCGCACUGAUGCAAUAUCGAGGACUAGCACGAGUACUGGAGACACGACGACGCACGAGAGUCGAAAACGCGAACGGAGCGACGAGAACCCGACCACCAGCGGACCACCGACCAAGAAGCAGCAGUCGGUCUCUAAUCCUGGAUUUGUUCCGCAGAGAUCCAACGAGAGACAGAAUGGCAGGCACUAUAACUCCGGCAGUAAUAAUAAGGAGAAGCACUCGUCGAGUCAUCAUAAGAGUUCGCAUAAGUUAUCACAGCAGUCGACGUAGUGGAAACCCUAGAUAGGUAAAUAGCAAAAAAAAAUUGUCGAGUGACUUUUUCGACCGGAGCUAAUCUAUAAGACCGGAGAAAAACUGUGAAAACUCGAAAAAUCAUAUAAAAGGAAAAAAAACAUUGUACAAAGGACAUCGCCGUUGAUUUACGCCCGAGACAAAGAAAUGCCUCGAAAUUUAGACGCGUUCGUCUAUUAAGAAAAUAUUUUUCCUUCCCUUUCUCACGUGCUCCGACUUCGAUCUAAACGCCGGGGAAAAUUGCAUCAAAUAUUUCUAGUGUUUAAAUAAUAUUUCAGAAUAUUUAAUUCUCAAAUUCUAGCGUCUUUAAAGUAUUUUGAGGUCUUUUUUGUUAACACUAUCAAAUCCUUCAGACGCGAGAGAAUUAUCAGUAGGCAAAUUCUAGAAAUAUUUGAUGGCAAAUUUCCUCUGGUUUCUCACAUUUUCCGGCUUUUCGCGAUACUUUCUUAUCAAUAUAUUAUCAAUUCGGGUUGAUUCGAUGGAGCGAGAUAAGAAGAUAUAAUAAACAGGCGCUGUACGUUAGUAAAUCUAACGUAACUUAAUUUAUCGUUGCACUCUCUCGGAUAGAUUAUAAAUAUUAUAAAUAAUUAUAUAAAUCCAUGGGAAAAGGUCGGAAGCGAGAAAAGGGUGUUAUAUAAAACUCAGGUCAAAGUAGAUAUAAUAAUUGUAUGCGAAGAGGGAAAUUCUCUCCGAUUUUUUCGUUCCUAAACUUCCUCUCUCUUUGCGAUUCUGCUUUUUUAUGUUUAGAGCAUACACAGUAAUUUCUGAAGGCCAAGUAUGUAACAAUAGAUUAGAAAAAAAUGGAGGCCUCAAAAUUGCUUGAGCGUUUUGAAUAAUCCUCAAACCUGGCGUUUCCGUUCAAACUCAUGUAAAGAAAAGUAAAUGAUGAAAAAAGUAAUUUUAAAAAUAAAUUAAAUUUAGCCAGAAAUUGAAGAAAAAAAAUUAAGCUUGAGAAAAUAAAACUGAGAUUGAACUGAAAAAACUGGUUUUUACAAGCUGGACUCGAUUUUCGAGACUCCUUUUGCUUUCCAAGACUGACUAGAAUUAUUCUACGUUUAUAACGCAGACUCUCGCCGAAUUUCUGAUUUUCUCACACCGAGACAGGGAGAAAAGGGUAUUUACAUAGAGUGCAUUUAAUAUCGAAGUUUAAAAAGUCUAAAAUUCCCGGGAAUAAUUUCGGAGAGAAUUUCGCUCGAUACUCUUUCUCGUCGUGGCGACGAGUGUUCUUCGUAGACACGAAAAUGGAGAAAAAACGAGAAAAAAAAGUAAUAAGAAAAAUCGGAAAUGGAAAUGAAACGGUAGUUUGAUUUUCCAGACCCGAGAGAUAUUUAUUAAUCGACGUUUCACUCUGUAAAAUAGCCCCCUCCCUUAUCAUUAUUAUUCUUAUUACUGGUCGUGUUGUUCAGCGAACCGUCGAAUUAUACUAUCGCUAAUUUAGUAUAAUGACGAUAACAAUAUCGAUGAAAACAUUCUCAGACUGUAAAUAAAAUUAUUUUGUAUGCCAAAAUAAACCAAAUGGAUAUGACUACGACACGAUGUGACACGUACGUACACGUGAGGAUUAAACGAGAAAUAUAUAGAAAUAUUAUAAUGAUUAUUAAUUAUUAUUAUUAUUAAUUGUAAAGACACGCGCAUUACACACUCGUGUUAUUAACACUUUGAAACUUGAACCGCUUAGGGAAUCCGUGAGGACGAGAGGUUCUUGAAAAGCAGAAAAUUUAAAGAUGCAGUAAAAAAGGUUCUGUCAAAAUUUGAAUAUCGUCAGCAUUUUAUUUAUUUUUUAACUUUUCUUGUCAUUCUCAAUUGGUAUAAAUUCUAUUCCUAAAGAAUUCUUACGAUUUUUAUGAUUUUCGAUGAGAAGAUCCAUUUCAAAAAUGAAGCCCUGCAUUGUCUUAAAUAUGAGAUUUAUGAAAUUGUUAAGAGAUUUCAAAGAUAAAGUUGAUAAAGAUUUAAAAAUAGGAAUCCGAUUUUCUAUUUUUUUAAAGUUAUUUUUGAAUUUGAAAUAAAAAUUCUCAUCGAAUCUGAAAAUUUGCCGUGAAUAAUUGUACUUUUUUGAAAUCAGUUUAGAAGAUCCUUAGCCAGGAACAAAAGUAAUUUAGUGGAAUAUUUUAAUUUCUGAUAAAUUUAGUUUUUAUGUGUACGUGACAAUUGAAAAACUUAAAGACGACCUAUUAUCGUUUCUGAAUGUUUAUUUGUAUUGUGAAUAACUGGCUAUUUUAAGAAGAUAGAAAAUAGAAAUCGAGCGUUAUUCGUUUUUAAAUCAACUUUGGUGCAAUUGUUGUGAAGACUUUAAAUUUGUUCGUGUAAUUUUAUAAAAAAAAAGAAAAAAAACGAACGUUUGUCUUUAGUUGUAAGAACUUAAGUUUAGUUUAAAAGAAGUAUUUUUACAUUUUUUGUUUGUUUUUAAAUAUGGCUAAGAAUCUUUUCAAACGGAUGAGUUUGCUCAGAGCAAAACAGAAUGCAAAGUUUUUUAAAUAAAUGAAAAAAAACGAAGUUGAAAAGAUAUGCAAAAACGAUGAUUUCACUUUUCCUUUUUUACUUCAUCGAAUUCUCUUCUGUUCUUGCGAGAUGAGACAUUGGAUCUCAAACUGUUUAAUUAUUUUUCUCUUAGUUACAAAUCCUUUCUAAGUUGUUUCGUUCGUUAGUCACGAAAAAAAUGUAAUUAAAAAAAAGACUUAAGUGUAUGUUGAAAAUCAUAAAAAAUUGUUUGCUACUUUUAUUUUUGCGGAAAUAUUGCUCCGUGAUUUUUGUUGAGGGUGGAAAAUCCGAGGCAAGGGAUUCGGGACAAUAAUUUUUUUUUUAAAUCACUGUUUUUAGGAAGUUUUUUUCCUUUGUAUCUUUGUUUCAUUGUCGAGAGGCUUCAUUAAGUAUUUUCAUAGGCAGAUUGUCAUCAUUAACCGCCUCGCUGGAUUUUCAUCAAACGAGUCAUAAAUAUUAACUUGAAAGAAUUUUUUCGUUCUCUCAUGUUACUAACGUCUAUUUGUGCCGUUAUGUACCUGUAAAUAUCAAUAAAACGACGAUAUACUCAAACGAAAAAA
Messenger RNA from Belonocnema kinseyi, 7004 nucleotides. RefSeq names its product cyclin-T-like. Bases 55 to 3945 code for a protein of 1296 amino acids. Gene Ontology annotation, biological process: positive regulation of DNA-templated transcription, elongation; regulation of transcription by RNA polymerase II. Gene Ontology annotation, molecular function: cyclin-dependent protein serine/threonine kinase activator activity. The record is from RefSeq and is a predicted model, not a curated record. Gene Ontology annotation, cellular component: cyclin/CDK positive transcription elongation factor complex; nucleus. The transcript is spliced from 9 exons. NCBI's taxonomy places the organism in Eukaryota, Metazoa, Arthropoda, Insecta, Hymenoptera, Cynipidae.